Ctenopharyngodon idella (grass carp) is the source of this 2354-nucleotide messenger RNA. Its product is annotated as zinc finger protein 239-like. The record is from RefSeq and is a predicted model, not a curated record. The transcript is spliced from 3 exons. The coding region runs from base 685 to 1773 and encodes 362 amino acids. Lineage: Eukaryota; Metazoa; Chordata; Actinopteri; Cypriniformes; Xenocyprididae. Gene Ontology annotation, cellular component: nucleus.
GAGAUCUUCUGUAAAGUGGAGCAUUAAGCACAUUUUAUUGGUGUGAACAGCUGAGACAGAGUCUAUCUACCAACCUAUCUACCAACAUAUUAUUAAACUCUAAUUAAUAAUAAACCAGGACACAUGUUGUUACAUUAGUACUUUAACAUGUAAACUCUGGAGCAUGGGUGUAGAAUACACUGGGGCGCACUUUUUUCGGUACAUUUUGAAUGCUUAUACCUUCUAAAUGCGAAUUUUGCCGUUGUUUUCUAGCACACUGAUGACAGUAAGGCUAACAUAUUCAUACUAAACUCUAAAAAAACUUAUAUUUUGAUUUCAUGGGAACUUAAGAAUAUGUGGCCCCUUUAAGAAAGAACCGCUCACACUGAGGAUGCGCAGUAGAAAGGAGCGCGAGAGACGAUUCAAUACGACUGCUGAAACUUUCAUCAAUUGAAGCUGAAAGUGACGCUGUUAAAGACCGUGAACGAAGGAUAAAUGUGGAACUUGUUUGCCAACCUCCAAUCAAAUCACAAGAAGAAGAAGAGCAAAUGUGGAACUAUUUUCGCCGGAUGCCGUAUAUUUCCAGUCUGCAGAUCUCGUGUGCCCUACAACAAUUCACCAAUAAAUACUGGGAAUAUUCACAUCAUCCUACAAGAGAAGGACAAACUCCAGGUGUAGCAGCUGAAAUCUGUGUGACUGUUAAAGAUGGAGUUUAUUAAAGAGGAGAUUGAAGACAUGAGUGAUCCAGAACCAUCCAGAAUAAAACAUGAAGAUACUGAGGAACAAACAGAUCAGAUGGAAGUAAAGGAGCAAAGACACAAACUAAAUGAAGUAAAGAAACACUGUGACUUCAGUAUUCAAGAAACAAAAGGCAAAAAGCUGCACACCUGCUCACAGUGUGGAAAGAGUUUCCAUAAUAAAUCAAACCUUAACAAACACACAAGAAUUCACACUGGAGAAAAACCGUAUACAUGCACUCAGUGUGGAAAAAGUUUCCCAUAUACAUCUGCGCUCAGAAUGCAUCUGCUUGUUCAUGUGAGAGAUCACAUGUGCUUUAAAUGUGGGAAGAGCUUUACUAGAGAUGAUCAUCUGAAACGGCACCAAAGAAUUCAUACUGGAGAAAAACCUUACAAGUGCUCAUAUUGUGAGAAGAGUUUCAAUGUGUCUGGAAAUCUGAAAUCACAUGAACGACUUCAUACUGGAGAGAAGCCGUACCACUGUACUCAGUGUGAGAAGAGUUUCAAAGAUUCAACAGGUUUGAGAAGUCAUCUGCUCCGUCACUCUGGAGAAAAACCAUUUAACUGUGAUCAGUGUGGUAAAGAUUUUAUUUCUUCAUCACAUCUAAAACAACACCUGAAAGUUCAUUCAGAUGAGAAGCCUUAUGUGUGUUCUUUCUGUGGAAAGAGUUUUUCGAGGCUCGAUAAUUGUAAUCUGCACCAGAAAACACAUAAUGAAGUGAGAGAUCAUGUGUGUUAUGACUGUGGAAAGAGCUUUACUACGUCUGCUGAUCUGAAACUGCACCAAAGAAUUCAUACUGGAGAAAAACCUUACAAGUGCUCAUAUUGUGACAAGAGUUUCACUCAGUCUGGAACCCUGAAAGAACAUGAGCGAGUUCAUACUGGAGAAAAACUUCACAAAUGCUCAUAUUGUGACAAAACUUUCACUCGGUCAGGAUCUCUAAAUGUACACGAGCGAGUUCAUACUGGAGAGAAGCCGUACCACUGUACUCAGUGUGAGAAGAGUUUUAAACAUUUAUCAAGCCUUCACACUCAUAUAAAAAAAUGUUGCAAGUGAGCAACAUUAGUUUUAUUGUCAAAUACAUUUAAGUAAAUUCUCUGAGAUAAAAUUUAGAGUUUAUACUAAAAGCACAGUAUCAUCUAAUUUUGUGAAUUUGGUGAAAAGCUCAGAAAACUAGAAAGAUUUAAGAGUCAACAACACUUAAAUUGUAAAUAAAGUCAUAUUUGUAGUUUUUAUUUUCUGUCAGGAUGGAUUGUGUGAUAAGCAGGUCUUGCUUGAAUUAGAUAUAUUCAAUUAAUUUACUUAAUUACUGAGUGUACUAAAUUGUGUUCAUACAAUUAGGAGAAAUAAAACAAACAAAAUCAUGUCUUGAUUGAUCUAUUUAAUGAACACAGUUUUAAUAUAGUUUUAAUCACAUUAAUGAGUUUAAUCAUUCUAUCUUAAUACUGUGAUAAAUAUGUUUGGGAUGUACAGUAUUAUUGUUCACCAAAUGAUCAGGUCUUGUAUCAUACAAAGAGGUUGGAGUUCAUUUUUAUCCUUCAUUAUUGACUGCUUAGGAACAAUAAAGUUCCAAAGCUUCAGUUCACCAGAUUUGGUGAAUGUAAUAGAAUCUAUAAAAUUUUAAACAAUAAACAAAC